This is a messenger RNA of Candoia aspera, 882 nucleotides long. RefSeq names its product coiled-coil domain containing 122 (gene CCDC122). The transcript has 4 exons. Bases 1 to 783 code for a protein of 260 amino acids. Lineage: Eukaryota; Metazoa; Chordata; Lepidosauria; Squamata; Candoiidae. The record is from RefSeq and is a predicted model, not a curated record.
AUGGCUGACUCCGAUCCGUCAGGAAUCACUGAAAUGGUAAAACGAGUAGCAGAGCAACAAAAUACUCAGGCUUCUGAAAUACAAAGGAGCAAGGAAGUUCUCACACGACUGCAGGCUCAGCUUCAGGACCUCGAGGCACAGAGGAACUCUGUCCUAUCUGAAAGAAAGGCAAUUGAAAGACAAAGGUAUUUCUGCGAGGAAGCCAUAGCAACGACCAAAUGUCACUGCGAAGAUCUGGAGGUUCAGGUUGCAACCUUGUAUGUUGAGAACACAAAGCUGACCCAAGACACUGAAGUUUUACAAGAAGAAUUUAAAAUGGUGCUUUCAGGAAACAGGGCUUACUAUGAGAAAAUUGCUGCUCAUCAAAACCGAUUUGAGGAAGAGGAAAGCAAAUUGCCUUUCGCAGUGGAGCUCAUGGAAAAAAGAGGCACGCUCCAGCAGAUGAUGAUGCAGAAGGAAGAGCUCAUGGCUUCUCUUCAGAAAGCAGAAGAACAUGAUACUGUUGGCCAAGUCCAGGAUGAAAUUGCAUGUUUGCAAAGUGAAAUAAAGGUAUUGAAAGAGGCUGUCAGCGAAAAGGAGAAAGCCAUUCAAGAUGAAAAAAGCACGCAUGCUAUGCUUCAGAAAGAAAUUGAGCUGCAGAAUAAGAGGUGUGAAGCUAUUCUAAAACGGCUGCGUUGUCAAAUUAACAAAGUGGAGUCGGACAAAAGACAGGGGCAUUGGAAAAUGCAGCAGCUGGAAGAAAAAUUGGAGGCCUUACGGAAGCACCUCCAAGCCACCGAUUGAUACUCUUUCAAAGAGAUCAGCUCCUCCUUUCAAGAAACAACCUGUUAAUGUUUAAAGUUCUACUUUUCAUUCAUCAGACUUUUGCCUUUCCUCUUUGCA